Messenger RNA from Laccaria bicolor S238N-H82, 1665 nucleotides. RefSeq lists its product as uncharacterized. The record is from RefSeq and is a predicted model, not a curated record. Gene Ontology annotation, molecular function: ATP-dependent protein folding chaperone; ATP binding; ATP hydrolysis activity. The coding region runs from base 1 to 1665 and encodes 554 amino acids. The transcript is spliced from 8 exons. Gene Ontology annotation, cellular component: chaperonin-containing T-complex. Gene Ontology annotation, biological process: protein folding. Lineage: Eukaryota; Fungi; Basidiomycota; Agaricomycetes; Agaricales; Hydnangiaceae.
AUGUAUCAACGCGAUCCCAGAGCUGGAGCAUUCCUAGGUGGCGAUCGCGUGUCUGGUCAGGAUAUUCGUGAUCAAAAUGUAAUCGCUGCCCAAUCAAUCGCGAACAUCGUUAAGAGCUCUUUGGGGCCGUUAGGGCUUGAUAAAAUGCUUGUGGAUAACAUUGGAGAAGUCACCAUCUCCAAUGACGGCGCCACCAUCCUCUCCCUUCUAUCUGUUGAACACCCUGCUGGUCGUAUAUUUGUUGAUCUUGCUCAAAAGCAGGACAAGGAAGUUGGUGAUGGCACAACGUCGGUGGUGAUUAUUGCUGCAGAGCUCCUUCGUCGUGCAAAUGAGCUCGUCAAGGCGAAGAUCCAUCCCACAACCAUUAUUACGGGCUAUCGUCUGGCAUGCAGGGAAGCGGUCAAGUUCAUGCAGGAUCAGCUGAGCAUAAAGGUCGAUUCGCUUGGGAGAGAUGCCUUGCUUAAUGUGGCUAAAACUUCGAUGUCGAGCAAAAUCAUCGGAAACGACGACGACCUCUUCGCGCCUAUGGCUGUAGAUGCGAUGCAAGCCGUUAAAACCAUCAAUUUGCGUGGAGAUAUCAAGUACCCCGUCAAAGCCGUCAACGUUCUGAAAGCUCAUGGUCGUAGUGCCCGUGAAUCCUUGUUUGUGCAAGGUUAUGCUUUGAACUGCACUGUUGCAAGCCAAGCAAUGAAGAAACGCAUAACGAAUGCAAAAAUUGCCUGCUUGGAUAUUAAUCUCCAGAAAGCUCGGAUGCAACUAGGUGUACAGAUCUUGGUGGAUGACCCGAACCAAUUAGAGGAGAUUCGUAAACGAGAAGCUGAGAUCACAUUAGAGAGAAUCCGAAAAAUCCUAGCUGCAGGCGCGAACGUCGUUCUUACGACGAAGGGUAUCGAUGAUCUUUGUCUGAAGGAGUUUGUCGAGGCCGGCGCGAUGGCAGUACGUCGGUGCAGGAAAGAAGAUCUGCGCCGGAUUGCUAAAGCGACGGGUGGCCAACUUAUAUCCAGUCUCGCGAAUCUGGAGGGAGAAGAAACCUUCGAAGCCAGCUAUCUGGGGACUGCCGACGAGGUGGUGCAGGAGCGCAUCUCGGACGACGAACUGAUUCUUAUUAAGGGGACGAAGGUCGUAAACUCAGCAUCGAUUGUCCUUCGGGGAGCAAAUGAUUACAUGUUGGAUGAGAUGGAACGAGCUUUGCAUGACACACUGUCGAUCAUCAAGCGAACAUUGGAGAGUGGUUCUGUGGUACCUGGUGGCGGUGCUGUCGAAUCGGCGUUGAGCAUCUACCUGGAAAAUUUUGCAACCACAUUGGGGUCAAGAGAACAGCUGGCCAUUGCUGAGUUUGCAAGCGCGCUUCUUUCAAUUCCUAAAACGUUAGCCGUCAAUGCCGCUAAGGACUCAACUGAACUCGUCGCGAAGCUACGCUCCUAUCACAAUGCUGCGCAAAACGCGCCAGCCGGAGACCCCAAGAAAGCCCUCCUGCGGUAUGGUUUGGAUCUCCUCAAUGGCGAAGUCCGAGAUAAUGUUACUGCUGGGAUUCUUGAACCCACCAUGAGCAAGGUGAAGAGUCUGAAGUCGGCGUACGAGGCGGCCGUGUCUCUCCUGCGAAUUGAUGACGCGAUACAAUGUGUCCCUGAGCAAAAAGGAGAUCCCGAUGGCCACGGACACUAA